This is a messenger RNA of Micropterus dolomieu (smallmouth bass), 2973 nucleotides long. RefSeq lists its product as uncharacterized. Bases 140 to 2134 code for a protein of 664 amino acids. The transcript has 2 exons. Gene Ontology annotation, molecular function: GTP binding. Lineage: Eukaryota; Metazoa; Chordata; Actinopteri; Centrarchiformes; Centrarchidae. The record is from RefSeq and is a predicted model, not a curated record.
UCCACUAGACUUCCUGCAACUAAAGUCCAAUGUUUCAGUUUAGUCUCAACAGAGUUUGAGUUGAACCCAUAACAUGGAGCUUUAGCUGCAUUCAGACGAAACCUUGAAUGCAGAGAAGAAACGACCUUUUAGUAAAACGAUGUCGUAUAACGUGGAGUCGGUUUUCCCGCCAGGUGAUGAGGAACAGAAAGGGGAGCCAGUUAACAUGGAUUGUGAGGAGGAAGGAGACGACUCUGAUACCAGAUGGAGUGAAGAACUCAGGCUUGUCCUCAUCGGAAAGACCGGAUCUGGCAAGAGUGCGUCUGGAAACACCAUCUUGGGCCGAAGGCAGUUCCUUUCACAGAUCAGUGCCAGCUCUGUCACCCAGAUUUGCCAGCUUGGGAGCACUGAGCUCUCUGAGGAAGAGGAGGAUGGCAAAACUGAAGCACAGAGGAGGAUAAGGAGGGUGGCGGUGGUUGACAUGCCAGGUUUUGGGGACACUCAUCUCAGCGUGGAGCAGAUUCAUGCAGAGAUAGCUAAAUGUGUGUCUCUCUCUGCCCCUGGUCCUCAUGCUUUCCUCCUGGUGGUGCCAAUAGGUCGAUAUACGGACAAUGAAAACCAGGCAGCCUGCGAGUUGACCAAGAUAUUUGGGGAGGAUGCACUCCGUCACCACACAGUGGUUCUUUUUACCAGGGGUGAUGACCUGGAGGGCUUAGCUAUUGAAGAGUACCUGAGGGACACUGCGCCUGCUGGGCUUAAGGCUCUGAUUGACAGGUGUGGGGACAGGUAUCAUGUACUCAACAACAAAGACCCCAGAAACUUGGCACAGGUUAAAGAACUCUUAAUGAAGGUGGACAAGAUGGUGAAGCAAACUAACGGAGGGUUUUAUACCAAUACCAUGUUUGUCGAAGCAGAGGCUGCCAUCAGGGAGGAGCAGAAAAGGAUGUUGAGGGAACGAGGGCAAGCAGAGGGGGAAGAACAAGGGGGAAACAACAGUAGCAUGGAAGAACAGGCUAAGGUUGCAAAACUAAGGAAGUGUGACUUGGAGUCUAACGGAACAGAGAGCACCGAUAGAGAAAUACAAGGGGUCAGGAGGAUGGAGUUAGAGAGAGGAAAUGAAGAGGAUUUUAGGGUGGAGAGAUGGACCGAGGAGAGCAGAGGCAGCCCCUUCAGCCUCCUGAGGGACAGAGUUGAAAGAUGUAGGGACCGGUUCAGAGGCAGGCGCAGAGACUACAGCGGGGCCUUGAACAGGCGACAGUCUCUCCGUUCGUCUUUGAUUCACAUGAGGAGGGAGGCUGCGCUCUCUGCUAAGGUGCUGGGGAGAAUUAAAAUCCUGGUGGCUGCUGGAGCCACAGGCAUGGCUAUGGGGGCAGUGUUUGGGGCUGCUGCCCCUUUAGCAGCUGCAGCCGGGGCAUCUCUUAUGGGGAACUCAGUUGGUUUUGCUGCAGGUCAGUUAGCUGGGAUGUCUGUAGCGGGAGGCACUGGUGUUGGGAAAGCUGUGGGGGCCAUAGUGGCAGCAGCCUCGGGGAAAACUGCAGUGGCCCUGGGGGCAGCAACAGGUGGAGUUUUGGGUGGUUCUGUUGGAGCCAUUGCUGGUGCUGAGGCUGCCAGUCCUGGGGAGGGUGCUCUGGAUGCCCUGGGGCAGGUUAGCAUUAUAGGGGCCUCCAUUGUGGGGGUGGCAGCAGGUGUGGGAGGCACCAUGGGAGCUGGAGCUGCUGUCAGCGCAGCUCUGGAGGGAGCAGCUUUCAGCACAGCAGCCCUCAGCGGAGCUGAAACUGCAUCAGUAGGGGCAGCAGGUGUAGCUUCUGUGGCUCAGAGUAGUUUAGUUUCAACAGCAGGUCAGCAAGCUCUGGCCACUGUAGGAAGUGUAACUGCAGGUACUGGGAUUCCUCAGUGUGCUGCAGUGGCUGCUGGUUCUCCCAGUGCUGUGUGUGGGUUAACAGGGCCCAGUGUGUCGUCAGACCCCUGGGGAACUGCGGCGGCAACUACACGCAUCCUGAGUGCGGUGGCUGAGAUAGGCAAGGCUGCAGCAGGCAUUGUCCUGGCUGGUGGUCUCGUAGUGAAGGUCGUAAAGGAAAAAGCCAGAUGUGGUACAGCAACAACAGAAACCAAUUACUCAGAGAAGAAGUCUUAUGAGAUCUAUUGGAAUAAAUAAAUACAGAUCAUAAUCUUAUUUUUCUAGCCUUGUGAUGAAGUACUAGACUCCACAGUAGCUUCCCUCAGUGAGACAUAUUGCUAUUACCAUAGAAAUGCAAACCACUUCAAAGAUGCACAGCUACCAGCCAGAGUAAUGUCACAUAAAACAAUAUCGGAUGAACAAUUAUUAUAGAAAGUCUAUGUUGGUUGUAACUGUUUGAGGUGCGCAAAAGAGUUGUGGCAUUUGUAUUGCUGUGUGGGAUGAUUAAUAAAGGAAGUACAAGGUCUUGUAAUACCUUUUGUUAAAAACAGAUUUUUAUCUUAAGUCAUUUAUUUUUAUAAAAUAAACAAAAAGUAAUUUAAUUCUGGAAACUGGGCUGCUGAAAUUUUGGGUGUCACAGUUGAGCCGUGUAUGCUCAGUUGAAUGAAAGCCAUGAAUUUCAUCAGGGUUUACAAUAUGACUUCUUUUUCUUUUGCCCUUUCUAAAGAAGAAUCACAGAAAUUCUCUUAAUGCUGUGUUUGCAGGGGGAGAUUAAUGUGUUAAUGUAAUAAAUCCUACUUAUAACAUGGUCGAAUGAACAAAAUGACUGAAGCAUUGAAAAGCAUUUCAAAUCUAAAGUGUGUGUACUUAAAGAUGACAGUGUGUGGUUGUACUGCAAUGUUUCACAUCCUGUCUCAUUUUGUGUUUAACAUCCUGUAAUCCUGUAAACAUAAGACAUGUUUUGCAGUGCUGUAGCUAUUAACACAGGUUUUGACCAACCAGUACCACCUGUUUUCAACUGCUGUAGGUGCUCCAACAGUUAAUCAGUGUGUUCACUUUGUUGCAGUGAAAUAAACAAAUACAGUAUUCUUAAAUUA